ACAUCACCUACAAGACAAGAACAACAUUUUGGAAGCAUAAUCAAUACAUCUGAGUCACGUGCAAUGUUAGAAUACUUUUUCACAAGAUUCACAAAGCUAUUUCUGUAACCCCAUGGGGGAGAUAUGUUGCUGAAAAACGCUGUAUCCUGUAAUUGGUAUUUAUCUUGCCUGCUGAUUUUGUGAAAUACAUAAUUAUUUUAAAAAGAUGACUUGACAUACACAUAUUUGCAUAAGAAGGGUUAGUACAUUGAAUUUUUUAGGAGAAUGUUAUGAUUGCUUGUAAAUGUUCUUUUAUUUGGCUCCACAGUCUAUUUACAUCAGCACUGAAAUGCACAGUCCAGAAUUUAAGUGUCUGUAUUUUCAAUACACAUGAAUACUGUAUGUUCAAGAUUUUUAUAUAUAUAUAUAUAUAUAUAAAUAUAUCUUUUUUUGUGAAAAACUAAAACGUCAUUAACAGCCUAUAGAGUUUCUCUUUUCAAAAAUACAGCAGUGACAGCAUGCUAUGUUAUUGUUUAUAAACCUUCGGAUCUCGCCAUACAUAUCUGUGGACACGUAUGACGGCAUCCCGCCUCGUGUAGCUUGCGAGCAAUUUGGAUCAUAAUUUGCUGAUGUGAUGUGACAUGCUACAUAUAAAAAAAAAAACUACUUCAAAGACUAUCACCUCAAAUCUCCCUCGCUUUUUUAGUUCCAGUCUUUUAACAUCCGUCUGCGAUUACUUAAGCAGACAGCGUAAUAUUGAGGCAUGAAGAAUUUCUACAACAUAUAAUGUGCAUUAUAGCAUGUCCUGGCAUUUUUAUGCAAAUAGGGCCAUCUUAACAUCUACGUUAAAUAACCGAUCAGACUGAAAAGCUUAUAAAUCUGAGGUUAUUUUUCAUAACAUAAGAUAGAUGAACCAUAUCCAUUUGCUGUCAGUCAUUAUAAAGUAUCAACACUUAAAAACAGUGAUAGAGAAUCAGUUAAAAAUAUUAUAUAACACCAUAAAGGGCAUAAAAUCUAUAAUCCCUCAGUCUGAUGCUGCUUUCUUCAAAUACAUAAAGUUGAAAAAUUAAAAAAUGUAAAUAUGUAUUUCUUAUAAAUGCAUGUUGUGGGCGAGGAUGUACAUUGAGAGGCACUUUUUAUUAUUAUUAUUGUUAAUUAACAAAAAAUAAAAAUAAAAUCACUGAUGCAUAAAUUCUCUCUUUUUUCAAUCAUCUCCAGUCAUUCAUUUAAUAAGAAACUAUACAGAACUUAUGCAGGAAAAGACAAACAUGAACAUUUCUCCUGUUAGAUAUUUAACCAGGACUAUGAAGCUGAAAAUGGCACAGGUUCAGGCUCCACACGAACCUUUCAAAGUGCGUUGGCAUUGCAUCUUGAGCUUUACGCUUGUGCUUGCGUGGCAUACCUUCAAGCAUGGCCUUUUACAAAAGAAUAAGAUGUACUACACCGAAUAAGAUGAUAGGUGCAAACAAACAUGUAUACAUUAUAUAUGGAUAACCAUUCCCAAAACACACAUAAAACACACACAAACAUAUGCCGACUUGUCAACAUUAACUAAUGCUCAACAUUUGCGUUGCCACUGAUUUGUGCUGGCACAUAUUAAUAAAAUACAAAGUGCAUAAAUAAAGGUUUGUUUUACGUAUUUUUCAUUAGAUGGUAGAAAAAGAUAUGAGCAUUAAAAUUCUCUAACAUCAAUAAAAAAAAAUACUGUAACUAUUUGUAUAUCUAUUAAUCUAAAAUUAUUUCUACAGGCUUGCAGCAGUUCAUCAGCAUACAAUGAGCACAGCUGUGGAUAAUUCACCAUGCAAAGACACACUCACGUCUGGGUUUGGAGAACGAUAAGAAACCCAGCAUGGAUUUUUGUUGUUGUUGGUAGUUUUUUUUAUUUUUAUGCAUUAUGUUUUUUGUUUACACUUCACAUUACAGUGUUAAUGUUACAGGCAAAUUACUGUUGCAAAUGAACACUAUGUAUACAUGUUAAAAUUAUUUGGGGGUUUCAUAUGUAAAUUCAUUUUUAAUGUUGUUGCUUGUAAGCACUUACAUUAAUAUAUGUUUAGCACAGGCACUGCAAUCUAAAGCGUUAAAUCCCUUUUAAGUGCACACUAACACCUUGAAGGGAACUUCAUCACAAUGCUAAAUACCAAAAAUUAUUUUUGGAAGACAAUGCCGCAAGAACUGCUCCAAACAAAAACAAAAAAAAAGUCACUGACUUUAAAGUCUGUUAGGAUAGACCUAAUAAUGCAGGAUGAAUAACACGACAAAACAACACAAAGCAUUCAUUUCUGGAAAAUGCUAAUGAAUUUCAGUGGGACAGUUUCACAGAGAGCAACGGUUUAAGAGAAGUGGAGGAACAGAAGUGCUUUUGGUUUUAAAUGAUUUUUCACGGCAAUAAGAAGAAGAUUCAGAUCAAUCAAUAAUCAUGAUAAGAAUAUUAAAUAGGCUAUAUUAUUAUCAAUAGUAGCAGCCUAUUAUAAAAAUUCAACUGACUAAAAGUUAAAAAGAAUUGGAUUGUACACAGAAAUCUCUUCCGAACGCACGUUUAUUGAAAUAUGACAAGCUAAUUAUCAUUGUGCCGUUGUCUUGCACCGAGACCGAGAGAGAUCUGUUGUGAAGUCGCAAUAAUCUCGGGAAAGCGUAGCAUUUUUAACCCAGCGAUACUCUAACCCUACAGCGGGAGAAAUCUUGGCUUCUUUGAGCUCGAUGAGUUUCUGAUGGGAGAUUGGUGACGUAAGAGCCAUCAACAGCGACAGGCUGAUCGAGGUAGUCGCGAGGAUGGAUAGAUGGACAGAUGUUGGGGCGGAACUUGGACAUAUUUCCACAUUAUUAGCCCCUACCGACAGGCGUACAGCAUAAAUGAUCAGUUAGAUUGCAACUGGCAAUAGCUCAAGGAUGCGCAGAACCGUCAAAGGCUUUCCACCGAGCGAGAGGACGGAAAUACAGUUGGACGGGCUCUCCAUAACUGGAAGUUUCUUCCGUUUUGCUACAAACUAUUGGCAUAAUCUAAGGAGAACCUAAGGAAGCGUUUUUUCCCCCCUGUGUGUUUCUGCGCCGUUAGACAUGGACGGGAGAUAUAUCUGAGCUCUUGGCAAUCAUGCUAUGACUUAGAAUUGUUAAACGUGUCGGCCAGAUACAACUACAUUUUUUUUUUUUUUUUAAUUUACAGACGUUUUUAGUCUGUAAAAAUAUCUACAACCUCUCAAGACCUAUUGACCCCUCUUAGACUUUGCAUCGGCUCAAAGUGACUUUUUAAGAGGUGGAAUAAAAACAGACUCUGAAGAGAAGAGGAGCGCGUUAAUACAUGCUUUGUAUUACAUUUUUGAAAUUAAUUCUUUUUCUCCGUCACUGGCAUUUUGAUUCUGUAUGAGAAGUCAAGUGGAGGGUGGGACGACAGCAUGCCGCGGAGAAAGCAGCAAGCGCCGAGGCGAUCUUCAGGUAAAGAGAAACCCCAGAGCUGUGGAAUUAAAGCCUUUUACCCAUAAUCCAUCUGACCUGGCCUAUGUGCCAGAGGAUGAGCUUAAGGCAGCUAAGAUCGAUGAGGAGCACCUGCAGGACGACGGACUCUCCUUAGACGGUCAGGACGCAGAUUACCUGUGCAAUGAAGAAGACGAUGGCCGUGAACAGCUGAGCUACCAGAACUCUCCACUCAGCAAUGGCACCAACCCAGACGCCGGCUACGGCUCGCCCCUCAGCGACACCAGCGAUCACCUGGCUGACUUCAAAAGCACCUCCUCCAAAGAAGGUCAGGAUAAAGAGGAGGUUGAAGACAUGGAGACAGAUGUUGGACUGUCUUUGCAGGACAGCCUGGCACAGAUGAAAGCAGUCUAUGCAAACCUGAUUUCAGAUGCUUCCUGGUCGAGUAUCACAAAGGACAUUAUGAAAAGCAAGCAGGUUAGUGCUAGUAGCACUAACAGUACUCCAAGCAGCCACAAGGGGAACAACAGCGUUGCAAACAGCCAUGCAAGCAGCAUUACAAGCAGCGGAGCUAGCGGCAGCAGCAACGCUAGUGCUAGCACGAAGACAAAUGUGACGCCAAGCAGCAAUUCUACAAAAGCCACCGCAUUAAACAAUGCCAACAAUGGACCCAUCAAUGGUGCUAACAGUGGGGGUGUUGCAUAUGACUGGCACCAAGCAGCUCUUGCUAAAACCUUACAGCAUACGCCCUACCACCUCAUGCCUGAACCAAGUCUCUUCAGCACAGUGCAGCUUUACCGGCAAAACAAUAAGCUGUAUGGGCCUGUGUUUACGGGUGCCAGCAAGUUCAGAUGCAAGGACUGUAGUGCAGCCUACGACACGCUUGUAGGUCUCACGGUGCACAUGAACGAAACAGGCCAUUACCGUGAUGACAACAAGGACAAGGAGGAGGACAAGGGUAAGAGAUGGUCCAAGCCACGGAAACGAUCCUUAAUGGAGAUGGAGGGCAAAGAAGAUGCUCAGAAAGUCCUGAAAUGCAUGUAUUGUGGCCACUCGUUUGAAUCCCUACAGGACUUGAGUGUCCACAUGAUCAAAACUAAACACUACCAGAAAGUGCCUCUCAAAGAACCAAUGCCAGCUCUUGCCUCAAAGCUGGUGCCCUCCACCAAAAAGCGAGCGUUCCAGGACCUGAUGUCUCCGUGCUCACCUGAGUCAAUCUCUAGCACCCCUGGCAUUCCACUGGCAGAGACUGCACCCACCAAAGAUCAGAAAAUUUCCAACCCCUAUGUCACAGCUAAUAACCGUUACGGCUACCAAAAUGGUGCAAGUUAUACCUGGCAGUUUGAGGCCCGAAAAGCUCAAAUUCUUAAGUGUAUGGAGUGCGGGAGUUCCCAUGACACCUUGCAGCAGUUGACAGCCCAUAUGAUGGUGACUGGACACUUUCUCAAAGUCACAAACUCCGCCUCCAAAAAGGGUAAGCAAUUAGUGUUUGACCCUGUGGUGGAAGAGAAAAUCCAGUCCAUCCCCCUUCCACCCACAACAACACGUCUGCCGGCUCCCACUAUCAAGUCCCAGCCUGAUUCACCAGUACACCCUUCCACCAUGGAUGAAAGGAAGGAGUCGGAUGAGGAGAAAGUGGAGGAACCUGAGGAGAGGAAAAUCAAGCAAGAGAAAGAGGAUCCUGCUGAGAAGGUGGAAAAGACGGAGAAAUCCAGCCAUUACAAAUAUCUAAGGGAGGAGGAUCUUGAAGAGUCUCCUAAAGGUGGACUAGAUAUUCUCAAGUCAUUAGAAAAUACGGUCUCCAGUGCAAUCAGUAAGGCUCAGACGGGUACACCCACCUGGGGUGGAUAUCCCAGCAUUCAUGCCGCCUACCAGCUACAAGGGUCUGUGAAAUCAUCUAUACCUGCUGUUCAGAGUGUCCAGAUUCAACCAACAUUCAACGCCAGCAGCUUGAAAUCUUUUACCUCUGACUCCAACACUCUGAUCCAUUCUCCAAGCAGCCCAUCGCCACCUCCAAACCAUAAAAGCAAUGUCCUAGCCAUGGAAGAGCUGGUGGAGAAAGUAACAGGAAAAAUCUCUUCAAGGAAAGACAGGGAUGAAAAAUCAACUGAACGUGGCUCCAAACAUCUCACUGCUGAAUUACCCUCUCCUGUUCUCAAAGACCGAAAGGACCUGCCAAGACCAGAUGAUCUUUGCAAGCCAACAAAAAAUGGCACGGUAGAUAAAGACCUAGAGCACGUUCCUGUUCGAGACGGAGAAUACAAGGAAAGCCAUGCAGAUAAUCCUGUCAAGAACGGAACUGAUGUCCUCAAAUCGCAAGUCAGCAAUGGCUGCGGUAAUUUAGGAAUCAUCACUGACCACUCACCAGAACAGCCUUUAGUCAACCCUCUCAGUGCAUUGCAGUCUAUCAUGAACACUCAUUUGGGUAAGGCCUCCAAAACAGUCAGUCCACUCCUAGACCCACUAGCAAUGCUGUACAAGAUCAGCAACAACAUGAUGGAAAAGCCCAUGUACAAUCCAGCUCAGGUCAAGCAAGUCGAGCCCAUCAACAGAUAUUAUGACAAUGACGACGAUCAGCCAAUGGACUUGACCAAGUCCAAAAGUGGCAAUGGGCCCACCAACAAUUGUUCAUCCACAGUUAUCAGCAACAACAACAGUAACAUCACAAACAGCACCCGGCCCAUCUUGUCCACACUGGCUGAAUCUGUCUCAUCUCCUCUUCGGGAGAAUGCCCUAAUGGACAUCUCGGACAUGGUGAAGAACCUCACAGGUCGCCUGACGCCAAAGUCGUCAACCCCUUCCUCUAUAUCCGAAAAGUCGGAUGCAGAUGGCUGUGCUUUUGAGGACGGCCUGGAGGAUCUUUCUCCCGUUCAGAAGAGGAAAGGCAGGCAAUCAAACUGGAACCCUCAGCAUCUGCUGAUCCUUCAGGCUCAGUUUGCAUCCAGCCUUCGGGAAACCCCUGAUGGGAAGUACAUCAUUACAGACCUAGGUCCUCAGGAGCGUGUACAUAUUUGUAAGUUUACAGGUCUCUCCAUGACCACCAUCUCCCACUGGUUGGCAAACGUCAAGUACCAACUCAGGCGGACAGGUGGAACCAAGUUUCUGAAGAACAUAGACUCGGGCCAGCCAUUGUUUCUGUGUAGUGAUUGUGCCUCCCAGUUCAGAACUCCCUCCACAUACAUUAACCACUUAGAGUCCCACUUGGGCUUUAGCUUGAAGGACCUCUCAAAGUUAUCAAUAGACCUCAUAAGAGACCAGCAAGCAGUCACUAAAAUGAUCACAGAUAAGACAUUCAGUGCCCUUGGCUUGACUGAGGAGGACUCUAAUUCCAUAUUUCAGUGCAAACUGUGCAAUAGGACUUUUGUCAGCAAGCACGCAGUGAAACUGCACCUCAGCAAAACGCACGGAAAGUCACCGGAGGACCACCUGAUCUUUGUUACUGAGCUGGAAAAGUUAGAAAAAGCCUAAGGAAAGCAGGCUGGUGGCAGUGAAGUGACUGGAUUGAGAAUCAUUGCACUACAUCACUGUACUGCACUGCGCCUGAACUGAGCCUUCAAAAUCAGUCCAACUUCUGUCGUGAAACUGCCUGAUUGGACCAUGAUCUGUUUCGAUUCCCCCCCCUCGUUUUUCAGUCUCCUGAUUUCUAUCUCUUGCUUUGUACUGUAUUUAUCUGAUAUGUGUCGGUUAUGUGCAUGUUUUUGUUCUUUAUUUUCUUUCUGAGUGACUUCAUUCAAACAGAAUUUACAAUUUGUACUCUGUUGAAUUGGGAAUGAAACAAACAUGGUAUCCAUGGGCAUGGUCUAAAACAAAGUGGCAAAAGAACUUCUGAAUAGAAUGAGUUGCGUCGUACUGAACUCUCGCUACACGUCAAAAAAAGACUGACUUCAUUAAAGCACUCCGUAGUGUUGAAUGUUAUGAGAAUAUGUAUAAAAUGAGACAGAGCUAUUUUGUUAAUUUGAGCUCCGAUUUUCAGAUAUUGGCUUGACAUAAAUCAAACUGCAACCCUUUGAAGUGAAAACAAUGCAUUGUAGAUUUUGUUGAGUCUUCUAAACCUCGAAGGAUAUUGAAGAUUUUGACAGGCUGCCUAUGAUUAUACACUUUGGUUUUUCAAAGGCAUUUCUUUGUUUUUAAUAAUCAUUGUUUUUUUGUUGUUAAGUAUCAUUUUAUACAGUAGCAAUUUGAAACGUAUGCUUUGGUACCACUAUUCCUCUUUCUAUGGUUUUGCUUCGGUUUCAACCUGUAAAGACUUAAUUGAAAUCUUAUAUACAGCACAUAUAUUUAAAUGAUCAGCGAAGAUGUGUAAAUUUCCAUCAUCAUAUCUUGCCAAUUGCCGCAGCUCAACAUUGUUUGUAAGGUGUGCAUUCUUUUAUAUUGUCAUUUUAUAUAUAGUAAACGAAAAGGAAAUAAUAUGUACAGAGAUGUAUAUGCAGUAUAUGUGCUGUAGAACCACGAUUCAUCCUUUAGUUGAACUAAGUUCUCUGAUGUGGUAAAUAUGAAUUGACUGAAGGAGUUGCAUCUCUGUUGAUGCAUGGAGUAUGAGAGGGAACCAAGCAAUGCAAAACAUGAAAUACAGUACAUUUCAGUGUUUUAUCAUGCCAUUGUGAAAAGUCCCAUCAAAUCCCUUAAUUAAAAAAAAAAAAGAAAAAAAAUGUUUUUGUCCCUUAAUUGUAAAAUAAAACCUGAAGCAUUUCUUGAUUAA
Molecule: messenger RNA, 8086 nt
Organism: Onychostoma macrolepis
Lineage: Eukaryota; Metazoa; Chordata; Actinopteri; Cypriniformes; Cyprinidae
Gene: tshz1
Product: teashirt zinc finger homeobox 1
Exons: 4
Coding region: 3337-6855 (1172 amino acids)
Biological process (GO): regulation of transcription by RNA polymerase II
Cellular component (GO): nucleus
Molecular function (GO): DNA binding; DNA-binding transcription factor activity, RNA polymerase II-specific
Source: RefSeq, a predicted model, not a curated record